CCAAAAACAUUCCCGCUCUCCGGAAAACUUUCAAGGUCAAUAGGUUUUAAUAUAAUUAUAAAUAUGGAGUUUAAAAAAAAAUAUAUAUAAAAGUGACAGUGACAGUGAUACGUCAGAUUAUGACUAUAUAGAGGAAUUGAUAAAGUGUUGGGAAGACAUGAGUGAGAUGGAUGAUGUAGAUACAUAUUACGAAAAUCCAUUUGAAGAUAGAGCACAUUGGAAUGUUCCAUUUUCAAAAGUACCAGAUCAAAUAAGCGAAGGAAGUACCAUAAAUAUGGCAAUAUUGCCAAAGUAUCCUCAUAUAGGACCAGGCAAUCCUAUAUACGGUUCCAGUGAAAAUGAACUAGAUGAAAUAGCGCGUCAACAUGACAUUGCUUAUAAAAAUGCCAAAAGUCCUUUAGAUAUUCUAAAAGCAGACGAGAUAUUCUUGAGUGAUAUGAAGGCAUACGAAACAGAGGGAAUUUACGACUGGAUAGUAAAUAAAAUUAGCUACGGAGGAAUAUAUAUAAAGCAUAAUUUUGAAAAAAAAUAUGGAGUGCUCUAUCCUAUUUUUUCAAAAAAUCAAAUAGAGAGUAUUAAAUUAAAUAAUAAGGAAUUGCAAUUAAUUAGAGAAGAACAAGAAAAUAACAAAUUGAGUAAAAUAGAAGAAUUUGAAAAUAUAAGUGUAAGUUCUUUAAAUAGAAUAAAUAUGAAUAAAUUAUAUGAUAAUAUUAAAGCCUUAUGGAAAAGUAAUGUUAAAUCUAAUUUUGCUACAUUCAGAAUAGAUGAAGGAGUAACAAAUGAGUAUAUAAAUCAAAAUAUGGCACAUGACGAAAGUGUACGCUAUGAAAAAAAUAAAGAAGUAUAUUUGGAAAAAUUUAAAAACUAUUAUAAUAGUUUAGAGAUAUAUGCAAAAAAUUUAUUAAUGACAUAUCGUUCUAAAGGUACAAUAAGCGAGGACAUUUGGUUAGACGCAAAAAAUAAACUUGAAAAUUGGGACUCCCUUAAUGGUACCUCUCGUUUUUAUUACAUUGAUUACAACGCCAAGUACAACCUUGAUCGUGCAUUAACAACCGGUAUAUUUAAUGAGCUUAGCGAUAUGAAACAAAAACAAUUAAAUAUGUACAUAACAAAUAAUAAGUUAUAUAUAGAUAAGCAGUUAGAAAAUUUUCAUAAAAUCAACAAGCGUGCAUUUGAAGACACUACAGGUAUGUCUAAGCAAUCUAAAGCUAUAUUAAGUCAACAAUUACGUUACCAUGGUAUAUCGUGGGAACAACAUAGGUCGACACCAGCAUAUUUAUUUUUAAAAUCACCUAGUUUUCGACAUUAUAUAAUUCAUAAAUUUAAUUUAAAUGAUAAUAUUACGUGGUUUAAUGGAGAGGAAAUGUCCCUUAAAAAUUAUUUAAAUAUGCAUCAACUUACCAAAUUAUAUAUUGAGAGAGAAUUACGUAGUAGUAGUAAUACUAUGCUUAAACAAUGGUUAACAAAAGAUUCCAGUAUUCCUCCUGAACAUCCAGAAGAUACUGAAUUUGAUGAAAUUUCCCAAUUUUCGCAAGGAACAAAAAGACCCAAUACUGAAACUACACAAACUGGACCUACUAAAGUCAAAGUUAUUGAAGAACCUCAGCAAUCUACAUCAUCAACACCUAGUGGAGCUAAAAGACCAUCUACUACGCCAGCUAUUGCCGACAUCUCCGCUAAAAGACCAAGUAGCACAAAUAAUGAAGGAAGUAGUACUACCGUUGGACCUCAAGUACACCAGCAAGACAUAAAUCCUGCUGGACAUACAGCGAAUACUGGUGGACCAACAAAUACUGAAGCAGGAAUAAAGAAAGCACAAGUAUCAGGAUCAUUAAGUGAAUUUAAGGUAAAAAUGUCAGGAAAUUAUAAUUCUCACAAAAUUAGCAAGUAUACUAAAUCAUUUGUCCAUUUUUUUACGUUGAAGAAAAAGGCCAAUGCUUUUAAAGAUGUUAUGAAAAUGACAUAUAAAAGUGUACUAUUAAAUUUAAUAGUAGUAGAUUGCAAUGAUAAGGACAUAUUUGAUGAAGAAGAUACAAACUCCUUAUUCACUGUAAUACAUGAGUUUUAUUGUACAUUAAAUACAAAAUUAAAAACUAAAAAUGCUGACAUAACAUGGAUACCAUUAACAUUGGAGGAUGGAAAUACAAUUCUUUAUUGCGUUAUAGUUACUUUGCCAUUUAAUAUAAAAUAUAAAACAUAUUAUUUAAAAUUUUCUACAAUAUUACAAUUUUGUGUUAUGACAUAUCAUAUGGCAUUAUUGGAAAUCGUAGAAAAUUUCGACGAUGACGAUUUAGUACAGUCAGGUUGGAUGAGUUGUUUUGUAAAAUAUUUAAAUGCAGGCAACUUUGGCAUAUCGUGGGACGACGAGCUGUCCAGAGAAGAAGAAGCACAAUCAUAUAAACGAAAGUCUGGCAACAAUUCAGGAGGAUCCAACGACGCCGGUCCUAGCAAUAGAGAUAGGGAUGGUUUAAAUAGUGAUAUAUUAGAAAAUAAUUAUAAAGAUAAAAUAUGGCAUGUUUCUAAAAAUAAUAUAACUGAAGGAGUUUAUAACAAUACUGAGGAUUUUUUAGCUGUUAACAAAAACUAUGAUGCUCCGUCGUUGUCUAAAAAAUUUAAUUGUAAGAAAGCUUUAUCUUUUGUUAUUAAUGUUGAUCCUAUUUCUUAUGGCGGAGUUGUUAAAAAUAAAUUGUUUUUGUUAAUAACAUUAAUUAGAGUAUUAAUACAUAAUAUACUUAAUAAUUUGGAAACAUCUCAAGAAUACGAUAUUUUAGCUAUAAUAGAAGAUUCAACUAUUCGCGGAUAUCACGUGCAUUUUACAAUUUUCAUGAACAAUGUUAUUCCAAAAAAUAUACGAGACCAAUUAUUUCAAUUGAUAAGUGGUAAUACGAUGACAGCUGGAACCCAACAAACUCAAUUAAGUUUUAAUAAUACCAUUUACAGUAUAUGUCCAGAAUUAUAUGACCAAAAAACAAUAAGAGUUGCUAAAGUGUUCGAAGAUGAAGGAAGCGCAGACGAUUUUUAUAGAUCACAUGAUGGAACAGGGUUUAAAUCUAAUAAUGCUUUAGUACUACCUGUAAACGAUAUUCAAUAUUUAAUACCAUAUCCUACUAAUUCCGAUGCUACUCCUUGGACAAACAAUGCAGACGUUCUUAAUACUGUUUCCGGUACUCAAGGUACUGCUAAAAAUUAUACACCCGACAAAAAUGUCGGUUUGCAACCCUUAACUAUAGAUGAUAUUAAAAAAAUAUACUAUCCGGACUUAUUGAUGGACAAUAAACAUGUUAAAUUAUUAUAUCCGGGUGAAAAUCUAUUAGAACAUCAUAUUGAAUGUGACGAUGAAAUAAAUAAUAUAGAUUGUAGUGCACCUCAAUUUGCAGAACCAUUGUAUAUGAUGGAUUCAAGGGUUGGCGUAUCAAAUCAAUUAAAUAUUAAAAAUAAUCCAAAAUUAUUAUUACACAAUAGAGUUUUUAAUGUAAUUAGAGGACCUUUAAAUUAUGCUAACUAUGGUAUAUACGAUAGUAUACUUACUAGAGAUGCUAAUGAUCAAAAAAAUGAAAUACUCAGUAAACAAUUGCUAGGCUAUAAAUUCAAUGAUAUGUUUUCCAAUGCUCCUCCGCAAUUUUUUAUUAAAGAAUUAAAUUUAGAAUGUGUUCCAAUGGAUCCGUAUAUACCUAGACCGUUGCAAUAUGGAUUUGCUAAUGUAAUGGCUGAACAUGUUGUUACUGGAGUUGGACAAAGUGCCAUCAAGAUCUUCAUGAAAAAUAAAUUACCAGAAAAAUUAAUGUCUCCUGAUUUGUGGACAAAUCCUUCGUUACGAUUACGAACACCAGAAUCAUUAGUUGCAAAAACAUUUGUUGAAUUAAAUAAUGCUUUGUUUGAUGAAACCACUUUUGAUACUUUAAACGAAGAGGAAUUACCUCAAUCUAGAUUUACGUAUUCUUUGCACGGAUCAGUUCCUACCAAUGUAUUUAAUAACGCUUCUUAA
Brassicogethes aeneus is the source of this 3985-nucleotide messenger RNA. NCBI's taxonomy places the organism in Eukaryota, Metazoa, Arthropoda, Insecta, Coleoptera, Nitidulidae. The record is from the annotation of a GenBank genome assembly.